Molecule: messenger RNA, 2034 nt
Organism: Paramecium primaurelia
Lineage: Eukaryota; Ciliophora; Oligohymenophorea; Peniculida; Parameciidae
Source: the annotation of a GenBank genome assembly
GCACUAAAUAUGCAUCCUACAACAUAAUUGCUUUAAGAAGCCAGAGACAGAGUAACAUUUCCUACUUUAGAGCUAACCAAACUAAUUUAUGGAAAUGAUGAGAUCUAUGAAACCUUUAUGAAAGCCUAAAAGAUAAUUGCUAGUGAGCCAAGCAUUAGAAAUCAUCCUGAUUAUCAUAAUUGGGGACGUAAAGAAUAGAUUAUCAAAUCAUAUGAAAAAAUAAGAAUUAUGCAUUAGCAUUUUAAUCUUGCAAAUGCUGCUCAUUGGGCACCUAUGUUAAGUUUAUUCUAAGGUACAACACCUUCAGCAGUAUCAUUUGGAAUGACUGUUCCUGCCUUGAGAUUUCUUGGUACAGAUGAAUAAUUCAAUCUCUGGGGUCCUAAGUUUCUUACUAUGGAAAUUGUAGCUGCUUAUGCUUAGACAGAAAUUGGACAUGGAAGUGAUGUAUAGAAUUUAGAAACUACAGCUACUUAUGAUUCAUAAACUAAUGAUUUUGUAUUGCAUACACCUUCAGUUUCAGCUGUUAAAUGUAAGAAUAAAUCAAUAUAACUUAGUUUGGCCUGGAGAACUAGGAUUUUUAUCAAAUUAUGCACUUGUCUAUGCAAAGUUGGUAUUCAAUGGUAAGAAUAAGGGAGUUCAUCCUUUUAUGGUUUAAAUAAGAGAUAACUCCACACAUAAACCACUUAAAGGUGUUGUAGUUGGAGAUAUAGGACCAAAAUUAGGAUAUUCUACAAAAGAUAAUGGAUUCUUGGCAUUUGAGAAUUACAGAAUUCCAUUAAAUAGUUUAUUGGCUAGAUAUGUUAGAAUUGAGAAUGGAUAAUUUUCAAGACAUGGAAAUGAAAAAGUAUAAUAUAAUAUCAUAUAUUAGAUAUCUUAUGCAUCAAUGAUGGUAUCAAGAUAAUUAAUAAUUUUCAUUUAUCCAAGAAUGGCUGCCUAGAGUUUGACAGUAGCUAUUAGAUAUUCAAUUACAAGAUAACAAUUCACAAAUGAUAAAGGUGUUGAAAACUCUGUCCUUGAAUAUUAAACAUAAUAAGAUAAAUUAUUACCUAGAUUGGCAACAUGUUAUGGAAUGAUAUUUGCAGGAUUAAGAAUAGCAGAAUUGGUUGAUGAUAACUUUCAUAGAGUGUAAAAGAAAGACUUUAGUACAUUAUAAUAAUCACAUGCUAUAUUGAGGUAUAUAAAAUUAUGAUUUUAUUUAUAGUGCUUUAAAGGCUUGGUCUUCAUAAUGGGUUGUUGAUACUGCUGAAUGGUGUAGAUUAUCAUGUGGUGGUCAUGGUUUUGCACAUUAUUCAGGAAUACCAGCUAUUUAUUUUGACACUGCUCCUAAUGUUACAUUAGAAGGAGAGAAUCAAGUUAUGUAUCUUUAAGUUGCAAGAUACUUACUUAAAGUAUUAUAAUAUGUAGAGAAAAAUCCAGAAAAGGUUCCAUUUUAUUUUAAUUUUGUAUUACAUAUCAAAGAAACUUUGGCUAAUCAAAGUACAGAUUUUGGAUAAUUACUUAAAUUGACACUUACACUUUAAUUAAUAAGUGUUGCUAAAAAGAUUAAGGAUAGUAUGGGUACAGGUAAAAAUUUCCAAUAAAUUUGGAAUGAAGUAGUUGGUGUACAAUUAUUAUCUGUUGCUUAAAGAUAUGCUGAAUAUUUCACUUAUUUAGUAUUUUAAGAAUACAUUUCUACUGCCAAUCAAUCAGUUAAGGAAGUAUUGUAAUAAUUAUGUGAUUUAUAUUCAAUAUAAGUAAUAUUGGAUAAUCCAAACACUCUUAUAGAAUCAGGUAGGAUUAAUGUAGAGUAAUUCAAGUAACUCAAUGAAACUAAAAUUGAAUUACUGAGUAAACUCAAACCAUAAGCUUUGGGUUUAGUUGAAGCUUUCAAUUUCUCUGAUAAUGCUUUGAGAACUUGCAUUGGUUGUCAUGAUGGAAAACCUUAUGAAUAUAUUUAUGAAUGGGCAACAAAAGAGAAUUCAGUUAAUAUCAAAGGAGUACCUUAAGCUGUAAAUGAUUUGAUGGGCACAAAAAUCAAAGCUAGAUUAUGAUAUU